GUUAUUCUGGGAGAUAAUUAGCGCCUGUAUUUUGCCUGCACUGUCACGACUCAGCGCGGCUCAGUCAGUACCGGGUGCGGCGGAACUUCACCUGCGGCGAACGGCACGGCCGUGUCCCCUCCCUCUUCCAACACAGAGAACAUAUCCACACACACACAUGCUGACUCACACACACUCACUUCCGGACACGACUGUGCCAAUCCAGCCCUAUGUCCUGAGUUUUAUCAUGCAGCACGCGCAGAUCUAGUCACAGCGCUGAAGGAAUAAACCGCGCGACUCUCGCAAAACUUAAUUCAACUUUCGUGCCGGGAGAGACUCUUUCACCGCGCGCUCACAGGAGGAUUUCACACUUUGAAUGACAAAGGCGAUCCCGUGGGAAAAUCACGCGCCUUCACAAAAUGGAUAAAGGAACGGGACUCCUCCGUCCUGUGAUUUUGUUUAUUGCUCUUGUGGUGGUCGGUGAGAGCCGUGUGGUGAAGGUUCCCGUCGGUCCUCUGGUGCGCGUCGAGGGUCAGGCCGUCUCCAUCCGCUGCGAUGUAUCUGAAUACCAGGGACCCAAAGAUCAGGACUUUGAUUGGUCUAUUGUCCUCGCCGGUGAUAAACUGCUCCCGCUCGUCUCCACCUUUGACAGUACUUUCACGGACACUACAGUGAAGGACCGGGUCAACAGUGGUGACAUCAGUUAUAAGAAGCUGGCAGAUAAUGCUGUGGAGCUCAUAUUCAAGAAGGUCAGAGUGACGGACAGUGGCUUGUAUCGCUGCAGCACGCCCAGCACCGACUCAGUCAUCAGCGGGAACUACGACGCCGAUGUGGAGCUCAAAGUGAUCGGGGACAGUCUGAAUGUUUCUUCAGCCAUUCCCAAGUCAGCGGUGUCCGAGGGAGAAUCGGUGGAGCUUCAGUGCAACACGACACGGGGCUUCACGGAGCACACCUUCCUCUCCGUCACCUGGUCCAUCAGGAAAGGGAAAGGGAACGGAACGUUGGAGGAAAUCUUGACGUUUGGGCCGGAUGAUAAGGUCAAAGUUGGAAGUAACUACACUCAGCGUUACACAGACGGCGGGCUUCGCUUGGACCUUCGUGGAGGUGGAUUUUAUGGACUAGUCCUGAAGAGAGCAAAGCCGUCAGACCAGGGGGUGUAUGUGUGUACGGCCCAAGAGUGGGUAAGGCAGGGAGAAGGAGGAAGAACUUGGAGGAAGAUUCUGGAGAAGUCUGAGGAUAUGGGGAAUGUUGUUGUUACACCCACAGAGCUGCAGUUUAAGGUGAACCUCACAGCCUCUCUGAACCCUCAGUCCACCAGCGAACCCACCGAACUGCGCUGUCAGGUGGUCAACCUCCUCCACCUUCAAGAUGGCCGCCUGGGCGUGACCUGGACUUACUCUACAAACGCACCUGGAGACGUACCUCAGAAGAAGAUCACUAUAGCCUCCUUGAAUGAGCAAGGAGCUCUGAUUACUGGAAACGAGUACCAGCAGAGGCUGGACAGCGGGGACAUAGCGUUGACCAGGAAAGAGUCUAACGUCUUCGUUCUGCGAAUGCUCCAGACUCAAGACGCAGACAUGGGCUCUUAUUCCUGCUCGGUGACCGCAUGGAUGCCCACCCGGCAAGGUGGAUGGGAAAAAGUGAAGGAGGUCCAGUCAACUCUGGCUACUGUUCAGUGGACACCAAAGAUUCCAGUUUUGCAAGUAGUAGCCCACCGUGUGAGAGAAGCUUCAACUGCUGGAUCCACGUUUGAGAUGACCUGUCAGGUGACGGGUCAGCACCUGAGGAAUCCCGGCUACACCGUUCUCAUCCGUUUUGAGGAGGUCUUGGGAGGCAAGUCCCGGAAAGUGCUGUCACUCAGCCAAGACUCGGUCCUGCAGUCAGAGGAGUGGAGUGAGCCGAGCCGGAUCGACAGCGUGGUUCUGGAGAAGACCGGGCAGCUGGAGUACCGCUUCCGUCUGUAUGGGGCCCAGGACACGGAUCGCGGAUUCUAUUACUGCGAUGUCACGGCCUGGACACGGGAUCAGAAACAAGAAUGGAUCAAAGCCGUCAGCGCGGAGUCCAACAAGAUUCAGAUUGCCUUUGAACACACAGGUCCAGUGUUCAACAUAUCCAUUCAUUCAGAAGCAAACAGUGUGUUACCAGGAGACACGGUCCAGAUGAAGUGCAUCAUUUCCGUCCUGAACGCUUCUCCUAACACUGGCGACAUGGCGUUUGACGUUCGCUGGUUCCGGAGUGCAGCAUGGGCUGUGGAUAACGGAGGAGUCCCGCCUCUCAUCAGCAUGGACCGCUGGGGCGUGGUGAAGAAGAGCGGCUCCAAUGACAGCUGCCUCGAGCGCACCGACAGGCACACGUUUGUCCUCAGCUUGCACAGCGUUCAGGAUAGCGAUGUGGGAGAAUACUACUGUAGCGCCACACCCUGGCUCCUGUCCCCUGCUACUGGAGCCUGGGGCAGGGAGAAGGAUCUCACCUCUGCUUCAUCAUUCCUCUCUGUCCAAAUGCAAUUGUGGGAAUCGUUGAAGAUGCCGUUGGGAUACGGUGUGAUCGCUGCUGUGAUCGCUGCUCUCCUCUCAGUGCUGCUGGGGCUUGCUGUCGCCCACUGCUGUUUCUCCAGGAACCCCAUGCACACGCCUCGCCCCCGAAACAAGCUUAUGGACCUGGAGAUGGAUUAAAGCUGUCCACCUUCCUAGCGCUGUGACCCGACCCUGCCCAAAACCACUUCAACCAACUUUGGGACUGGAUGUGGAUAUGCACAUUGCUUAACACGAGAUGGAGAACCUGUUUCUAUGCACUCCGAGGACUGGGCCACUCCGACUGACAGCUCCAUAUUCCCACUCGGGAGCAAUACACUUAUUAUUCUCAGGAAUAGAGCACUGACGGCCCCAUCCAAUGUUUUUUUUUUUUUUCCCCUUGAAAUUUGUAAUGCAUCCCUGACUGCUGAUUGGAUGAAAGCAUGAGAGUACAAACUUGUGACUGCACUAUGACCAAACCAGCAAUAUUAGAGUUUGUACAGUUGAUGACGGUUAUUUUAUUAUAACAAUUAAUAGGAAGGACUCUAAUGAAUGAGCCAAGAGCCUGUCAGUUAUGAUUGUGGCAGAGACUCCAGUUUUAGCCUGACCUUUUAAACCGCUGCAGUCCCAGAGGCUUUGUUUGUCACGUCCGCUGUGACCCUCGCCCUGCCCGCCUGUCAGAGUUAUGAACCUAAAAUCCCUGACCUUUCCUCUCUGCAGAAAUCCGUAGCGUUGAUCCACAGGCUAAAGGAAAAGGAUGGGUGAUGGAUGGGUGCUUCAAGACUGCACUGGACCUGCUGGGAUCCAGAAGCGAGCACUCGAGGGAACUGUCCCAACAGGCCGUCAAUCCGUGGCUUGGCUUCGAGCGGCCUGCCUUAAAGAACGCUUGUCUGGCAUUUCAAAAGCUCUGAUAACUGAUAUCCACACUGUUGGCGUUAACUCUUCCCUCACUUUCUCUUUUCUGCCCACAAACAUUGAAAAAUAUCAGUAUCCAAUCUCAGUUUCCCAAACUUGCAUCUCUUCCUCCCAUCAGAAUCCACUCAUUAUGCUGAUUCUCACACAGCUGACCUUCACUGACAUGAUUAUGGGUGGAUGUGGUCGGCAGAGUAUUUUCGGAGAAGAGAAGCUGUUUUCGCUGCAUCUCAGAGUGAGAGAGCUGUUCAGAGCCACAUUUAUAGACAAAUGUUUUACUUUUAUAUACAGUAGUUCCUUUAUGGGUAUUAUUAAAAUGUUUUGUUUUCUUUUUAUUGUGAAAUUUUAUGCGCUUUAACCUUUUUUGUUUUUUUGGCUAAGAGGAAAUAUGUAUUUUCUUUGUUGUUCAGUGACUGACUCACUCCAGUUCUCAAUGGCAAACCGGCAAAAAUGUUAUUUCUCAAUAAAAAAUGUACAACACUG
Messenger RNA from Megalobrama amblycephala (Wuchang bream), 3884 nucleotides. Its product is annotated as prostaglandin F2 receptor negative regulator-like. The record is from RefSeq and is a predicted model, not a curated record. The transcript has 8 exons. NCBI's taxonomy places the organism in Eukaryota, Metazoa, Chordata, Actinopteri, Cypriniformes, Xenocyprididae. The coding region runs from base 399 to 2651 and encodes 750 amino acids.